AUCACCCCGAUGGUUCUCGAUCACAAAUACGUGAUGGUCAAAAACGAGGUCAUCAAAGCGGAAAGACGCGUUCUCAAAGAACUGGGUUUCUGUGUUCACGUCAAACACCCGCACAAAGUAAAGAACUACAUGAACGACAGCCUACGCACCGACGUGUUCUUGCGGUAUGCGCCGGAAGUGAUUGCUUGUGCUUGCAUGAAUUUAGCAGCACGUGUUUUGCAAGUUCCGUUUCCUACUGAUCCCGACUGGUGGGUGUUGUUCGACGCCACAGAGUGUGAAAUCUUGGACAUUUGCCAGAUCAUUUUGAAACUGUACGAAAGGAAGCCGCCACACUGGAGCGCGAUUGAGCAGAAAGUGAACGAGGUGAGGAAACGCAUGGUGGACAAUCCAGCCUGCGGCGUCAGCCUAAGUUCAGAGAACACGCCAAAUCCUCACGCAGCGUCGGACGCUGCCAAGUUUUCACCUCCUCAGACGCACCCCAGCCCCAAGGCGACUGUCGGUCAGUCGGCAGACAGUGACAAAACGCAGAAUGGCGACGUAAAUACGACAGUGACCAAGAAAAAACAACGUUCAAUCAGACAGCGACAAAACGACAACAGUUCCUGUUGUUCCGAUACGUCGUCUGACGGUGAUAAUUCCAAGCAGCUUCCAAAACGUUACAGCACUGAAGUGGCGAUGGUGCUUCAUGCCCAAACCGACAAGGACAAGGGCAGCCGAGGCUCAAGCAAUCGUCGUAAGAUGCAAGAAAAGAAAGAGCGGGAGGUCCGCAGGGCUUUGGGAAAGCGAUCUACCUCCCCUCUCUAUGACAGGAAAAGUAGUUCUAACUCUCGACGCCGGUGA
Messenger RNA from Soboliphyme baturini, 840 nucleotides. Lineage: Eukaryota; Metazoa; Nematoda; Enoplea; Dioctophymatida; Soboliphymatidae. The record is from the annotation of a GenBank genome assembly.